Puccinia graminis f. sp. tritici CRL 75-36-700-3 is the source of this 1269-nucleotide messenger RNA. RefSeq lists its product as uncharacterized. Lineage: Eukaryota; Fungi; Basidiomycota; Pucciniomycetes; Pucciniales; Pucciniaceae. The record is from RefSeq and is a predicted model, not a curated record. The coding region runs from base 1 to 1269 and encodes 422 amino acids. The transcript is spliced from 10 exons.
AUGGUUGAGUCUGGGUCGAUCAUCUUGGGAGUGGUGGCGAUUCUCUCGGCGCUAUUCGGGGCGUUUUUGAAGCCCAAGUUUCGACCAAGCAGGACCGGGACAAAUCGUAACAACGAGCAUUGUUCGACGAUAGGCUUGGAGGCAUGUGAGGACAUAUGGGUCGAUCAACCGACAGGGUUGGCUUAUUUGGCAUGCAGCAGUCGUACACAGCGGGCGUUUUGGGAAACGGGAGUGGGAAUACUAGAAGCAGAAAAAUUACCACCUCGCUCGCUUGAUCAUAUCACAAUCCUAGACCUCAAAACCCACGAGCACCGAAAACUCGAACUGGUCAACUUACCACCCCACAUAGUACAGAACGGUAUUUACGUGCAUGGUAUCGACCUGGUUGUUACUCCGAGUGAUCCAACCGAUAGCAGCGCUGCAAACCAAAUGCCGUUUUCGGAUGGCGCAGCCGGCGAUCAGCUAGGCUCAAGACGAGCUACCAUAUACCUCAUCAACCAUCGACCUCCCUCGGACAGGAAGUCUGCCUCUUUGAUCGGCGCUCAAAGCGUGAUCGAGGUUUUCGAUACCGUGUUGGGUGACUCCAAGGCAACACACACCAUAACGAUCGAACAUGGUCUCAUCUUAACUCCUAACAAUCUUGUGGGUAUUAGUGAGACAAGCUUCUAUGUUACAAAUGACCAUAGCUCCAAAACCGCUUGGACCCGGCGUUUGGAGCCGUUUUUCACAGAUUCAGAGAUUGAUAGCAUUAUAUUUUGUUCGUUCCAAGACGAGCUGAACUGUUUGCCUGCAGUAAGCGGUAAACAUCCGCACCCCAAUGGAAUUGCUAAGGGGCCCGGGGAUUCGUUGUACAUGGUCACCACUUUUGAUCCUUAUCUGAGAGUGUAUGAAAUCCAAGCCGACUACACUCUAGCCCUAACAGACGAACUCAAAUUACCCAGAGUAGUGGACAAUAUUUAUGUGACCCCCAAAGGAUCAAUCUUUAUGGCCGGAAUACCAUCACUCUAUAGGUUCAAGAAACGUCUGUUGGGGAUGCAAGAAGGCAACUUUGAUAUACUGUCUCCCUCUGAUGUUUGGAAAGUCUCAAAUGAAACAAGCUCUGAUGCUUUUUACGGUGGAAGAUUGAAGGUAGAACAGGUCCUAGCAGAUGAUGGAAAUAAAAUCAAUGGAAACACGGGUGUGGCUGUUUGGGAUUCAAAGCUGUAUCUAACCGGCCUUACAAGUCCAUAUAUAUCAGUAUGUAAAAUUGAUGAGGAAUUGGCUCAGUGA